This is a messenger RNA of Phytophthora infestans T30-4, 489 nucleotides long. RefSeq lists its product as uncharacterized. The transcript is spliced from 2 exons. The coding region runs from base 1 to 489 and encodes 162 amino acids. Gene Ontology annotation, molecular function: protein binding. NCBI's taxonomy places the organism in Eukaryota, Oomycota, Peronosporomycetes, Peronosporales, Peronosporaceae. The record is from RefSeq and is a predicted model, not a curated record.
AUGGGGGAGCUCCGCCGAGACCGCAAGUGGAGUAUGCAGGUCACAGCACUUUACGACUACGAACCUGAACAAUCUGACGAGUUGAGAUUCAUAGAAGGUGACGUUUUAAGAGUGCUGCAAGUACAGGAUGACGGAUGGUGGUCUGGAUACAACGUGGAAAGUCCCGAUGUCAUUGGUAUCUUCCCAUCGAACUACGUGCAAGCAUUAAGGACUGUUUUUAAGAUGCAGAGUGCCAAAAGCUUAGUUGAUGCAGGCAGAACACCACGGCCUCCUGCGAGCUCACGGCAGCGAAUUGAGCUACAGUUUCGACAAGGGUUUGCCACCUUAGAGAUCGAAGAUGGUGACGAAGACGACAAGGUGGAAGAAACGCGCACUGAUAACCGCGGAGCUAUUCUUCUGCUGCGGCAAAAUCUGGAGCAGGCCGAGAGAGCAAGCCAAGCGGUGCGAGAUGCUCGGCGGCAGGUUUGUUUAGUCGUGCUGUUCCUUUGA